CUAAAAUAUACAUUACGCAAACUCACAUAUUUAGUACGAAGUACAUACAUGCUUUGAAUGUAUGUGUAAGCGAACAAGUGUCAUGUCCGACAUAUCAUAUCUGUCAUUCUAACCAUUUCUAGUGUUGUGAUUAAAUAAAAUUAUAAACAGUUUUCAUGCCGAAAAUAACGCAACGACGUGAUUUUUUUAAUAUGGAAGAUACAACCGAUAUUAAUGAGGAUGUAUCUGUCAUUGAUGUGUACGAUAUAGCAUCUGAUAUUGGUAAAGAAUGUGAAAAAAUAAUUGAUCAAUUUGGAGCAGAUGCUGUUAAUUCAUUAAUGCCGAAAGUGAUUAAUGCAUUAGAAUUAUUAGAAAACUUGGCAAUGCGAAAUGAACGUGAAAAUAUUACAUUGCAAGAAUUAAAAUCACGUAUAGCACAAUUGGAAACGGAUAAAAUUGAAAAGGCGGAAUAUCGGGAGAGAUUUGAAAAGGAAUUAGAAAUAAUUGACGAACAAUGGCGGAACGAAUCCAAAGAAUUAGUAUCAUUAGUAUCGAGACUGCAAGAAGAAAAUCGAAGACUCGCUAAAAGUUCGACGGAAAGUGACUCAGAUAAAUCAGCUGUAUCAACGCCCACACAAGAAAUCGCAAUGUUGGAACGACUACGGGCGUUGGUUGACAAACAACGUGAUGAACUACGAGCAAAAGAGAAAAUAAUCUUAGAACGAAACGAAGACAUUGAAAAUUUGAGUUCCCAAGUGGAACGAUUAUCAGCAACAACCAGAGAACUUCGACGGAAACAACGAGCGCUACAAACACAAACUCGUACAUUAUGUGAUGAAAGAGCUGACUUUCUUGUUCAGAUGCAAGAUCAACAGCGUGAGUUGAAUGUUUUACGGAAGCGAUUUAAUGUUGCAAGUAAACAAGCUGAAGAUUUAGCAAAAGUACAUUCUGAAAUUCCUGAUCUAUCAAACAAAAUUGUAUACGAUUUGGAUGAUCCAAAUCGACCACGGUUUACAACGACUGAACUUAAAGCAAUAUUCAAUGAACGCAACGAAUUAAAAGCACGCAUAUCAGACUUGGAAGAGGAACUAGAUGGAUAUCGGCCUAAAGAAAAAGUGGAAACCCUUUAUUUUCGUACGCCGGUGGGGCCGUAUGAUAGUGCUGUAGAUGCUUUAACAUCCCUCGAAUUAAAUAAUCAAUUUCCAAUAGAUGAUGAUGCUCCAGUGCAAGGUCCAUUACCAUACGAACCAGAUGACGCUCCAUGGAAAAAAUCAGAAUCAGGGAUCAGAAAAUUUUUUCGGAAGUUAUUUUCCGAGGGGAAUUCCAGUGGGCAAGUUGGCAGAAGUUUAUCCACCCUCAGCAAAUUGGCUUUGUCUGCUAACAACGGCGGCGAUGCCACUGUCUAAAUUGAUACUGCGUCGAGUAUUAACAACAACCCCUCUAAUGUUUGGAUUAGAUAAUGAUAAUUAUAAUCCAAUAAUCCAUUCCAAUUUUUUAAUUGAUUUAGCAGGAAAUUUGGAUUUAUUUUGAUAAAAAAAUUUUUUUAAUUCUUUACGUACAGAACCAAAUUUCGAGUCUCCUCGCGGAAAUAUUUAAAGGGUUUUGUGUUUUCAUAAACAACGAGUUUCCACACAAUAAUUUUAUGUAUAUUUAAAUAAUUUCGCAAGAGGCUGCGAAGUUGGAUUCAGCACGCAACGAAUAGUGACGUUAUUUAUUUUUAAUUAAGUAUCUUAGUAAAUUUAUAGAUGCAUAUCACCAAUUUUUUUAAAACAUUUCUAAUAAUCAUAGACUUCAUUUUAUAAAUUAAACGCUUCGUUUUUGUUUCGGAUUGAAUUCCAAUAAAAUUUAAUGAAAUAUAUCAGAAAUUUCUGCUGUGGCAGAGUUGAAUCUUGCUUGUCCGAAACAAAAACGAAUGUUAAUUGAAAGGAAAAGGUACGACUCACGUUAAUCAAAUACAGUUACAUUCAAACAGCGUCAAAGUAGUUUAUAGAAUCGAAAUGUUUGGAUGAAAGAUUGUCGUAGUACUUGGUUAAGAUUGAUGUCGCUUAGAACCAAAUUGGUAUAAGAAAAUACUUAACUUUUAUUUAACUUAAUUAAAUUAAUUGUAUUCACGGUUUUGUGAACAGAUCUUGACAUUCAGCCGCUUCUACAAUCGUGCAGGUAGAGGUUUCCACUGACAAAGAAUGAUUGAUUGCAGAAGAGGGAAAUACAUUUACGAAAAUGAUAAUUAAGGAUGCGUCAUUUCGUUAAUGAUACAUUAAAUCGAAAACCUAUAAGGUUUUGCUAUCCAUUUAGAAUUUUAUGCUUUAUAGUCUAUUCUAUAGAAUCACUGUAUUUUUCAAGACAGUCAUUAUGAGAUGAAGUGUCAUACACAAGAUGUUUUGAUCGAAAACCGAAAACAUUCAAUAUGAAUUCUAACUUUAAAAUUUGUCAAUAUCUGUUCACACGACUCUGUCACGACAUGCCACAAACAUUUAUUUUAACAAUAAAUUAUAUCGAAUUCUCAUUUUUCAUCCAAUAGUGAUAGAAAUUUUAAUUUAUAGAAAAUUUU
Molecule: messenger RNA, 2530 nt
Organism: Chrysoperla carnea
Lineage: Eukaryota; Metazoa; Arthropoda; Insecta; Neuroptera; Chrysopidae
Gene: Rilpl
Product: RILP-like protein homolog
Exons: 7
Coding region: 156-1385 (409 amino acids)
Biological process (GO): cilium assembly
Cellular component (GO): cytoplasm; ciliary basal body
Molecular function (GO): protein dimerization activity
Source: RefSeq, a predicted model, not a curated record